AUCUCCUGGACGAUGUGUGCGUCCAGCGCGCGCGCGACAGAUGGGGCCGUGUGUGUUUGAGUGUAGGGUUAAUGCCGACUGGAGGGGGCGUGGUUUAAGGUCAACAAUAUCCGCCUCGUUGUAGUGAACUGUAAAAGAGAGAGAGAGAGAGAGAGAGGGAGAGAGAAACCAGACAGCCACUGUCUGCGCUGUCCACGCUGGACAGCUCCACAGAAGGACGCUGGAUGUGCGCACCGCAGGAGGAAAUCACUUUUGGAGACGGCGGAGCCUGAAGGUGCUGCGACCUGAAGUGUGAGAGAGAGUGUGGACGUCCUCCUUUCUGCCGCCGCGCCCGUGGAAAGAUCUCCCCACGAAGCGACGGUGCAGCGCAGCACAGUUCCUGACUCUCCGCGGUCGUGUGGGAUAAAGGAGCGGGAGAUAUUCAGCGGAGUUAAACCCACGCGAGCUUCUAUCCACAGCCUGGCUGCUGCACCAGCGCUGACACCACCGCCUUUACAUAACUGAGCUGUGAGGACACUGGGCUGCAGCCACACACACACACACACACACACACACACAGGUGACGACACAGGAGUGCGGUCACAAGCUUUUCCUCUCCUCUCCGCGGCAUGAUCGCGCCGUGAGCGACGCCCAACAUGGACGAAGGCUGCAGGCAGGGCAGAGGGACCUUCACCGUGGAGGCCGAUGUCAUCCUCCACACCGUGAACCCUGACCUCGUGUCGCCUGCCGACAGCGAUGGGAGUUUAUGUCCGGGAUACGUUCAGGGUUGCAACAAGGACUUCAGUCCUGCUGCGGUGUUUGAGAAGGAGUACCUGUUGGAUGGAAGACUGACGGAGAACAAUCAUAUUGACCGUCAGAAAGGUAACGGUUCUGUGGAUCUCCGUCCUCAUGCUGACUCCACCGUGUCCAAUCAUGUGUCCGGCACCCAAAACUGUGCGAGUAGUGAAAUCCAUAACGGCGCCAGAUCUAAAGCGCCUCACGGUGCAGAAGCUGAGUCGGUUUUGAAAUCGAACCGCGACGCCGCUGCUGAAAAUGCACAGGAUGGAAAGGACCCGGAUUUAGUCAUUGAAGUUGGGGGACAGACGAUCAGCGCUCACAAGUGUGUCCUGGCCGAGAAGAGCGACUACUUCAAGGCGCGGCUGUCGCGGGACAUCCUGAAGGUGAAGGGCGUGAACUACAAGACGCUGUCCACGCUGAUCGACUACGUUUACACGUCGCACAUGAACGUGAGCAAGGACAACGUCGUGGACGUCAUCAUGGGAGCUAAGGUCCUUCAGAUCCCCUGCGCCGUCCAAGCGGCCAUGGACUCCAUGUCGGAACAGAUCACCGCGGAGAACUGCUUUGAGAUUCUGACCAUCGCCAAAAAGCAGCGACUCAGCGAACUGAAAGAGACGGCGUACGGCUUCAUGAGCGACAACUUCCUGCAGGUCCUCAAAGACCCCGCGGUGUACGGCCGCCUGAACGGCUCGGAGCGGGAUCUGAUCCUGAAGAAGAGAAUGGAGGGGAGGAAGACGCUGAUGGUCGUGGAGACCAACGAUGUGUUUGAUCGAGUUGGGAGCCGGCCGCCGAGUCGCUGUGGCAGUCGACCGCAGAGCCCCUCGUCGGCAGGAUCUUUAGAGGAGAACCACAUGAUUUACCACUUUAAUGAAGCCGCAAAUGACUGGAGACCUUUGACGUCCAUGCCUGAGGACAUUACUGCUAAAGGCUGUGGCAUCUGCACCAUGUAUAACUACCUUUUUGUGGCGGGGGGAAUCAAGGGCUACGGGGACAAAGGCAAAGUCUCAGACCAGGUCUUCUGUUACAACCCUAUAACCAACCGCUGGGCCGAGGUCAGACCUCUGAUCCAGGCUCGUGCACAGCUCAAGCUCGUGUCCAUGGAUGGCUGCUUGUACGCCAUUGGGGGGGAAUGUUUGUUUACAGUGGAGAAAUAUGACCCGCGCAUGGACCGCUGGACCGCCGUCGCCCCCUUGCCCAAAGGGGCCUUCGCCGUGGCCCACGAGGCCACCACCUGCAGCGGCGAGCUCUACGUGUCGGGGGGCUCCCUCUUCUACCGCCUGCUGAAGUACGACACCAAGAGGGACGAGUGGCAGGAGUGUCCCUACAACAACAGCAGGCGGAAGUCCAGUGACAUGGUGGCGUUCAAGAGCUUCAUCUACCGCUUCGACGUCAACCGCGACCAGGGCAUCAACGUGUACAAGUACAACACCAUCGUGAAAAUGUGGCACGACUGCGCGUCGCAGCGGCUCGGGAGUCACCUGCCGUUCAGGUGCGCAGUCAUCGGGAACUGCAUCUACUGCGUGAACAAGUCCCAGACUCUGCAGUUUGUGGUGGAGGAGGAGAACGCCUACUUUGUCGAAGAGACACUGAGGGCACCUCUGGAGGCGAAGGGCCUCCUCUUCCCUUUUGUCCUCACUUUGCCGGAAAAGCCCGAAAAAGUGACAUAGUGUGCGUGCGUGUGUCUGCGCGUAACACAGCGUGAAUCUAGAAUUGUUAGAAGACCUUAUAUACACUAUUCAGUGUCGGCUUUCCCCUCUCCGUGUGUCAUUUGCCUGCUUGCAGUGGAAUGUGUGUAUCUGCAUGGCAAUUUUACAGGUUUACGCCUUAAAGGAAAAACUUUUGUGUGUGUGUGUGUUGAAUGGAAGCAACUUUAUUUGAACCUCACCGCAGAGACGAUGACAGUAGAUUAUCUUGUGCAUUUCUCGUGUUCACUUUAGUUUGGUGCAAUUCACUGGUGCAAAUGAACGCGAUUUAUAACAUAUUUGAACGAGCUUACUGUCCAGUUUGGUGACAGGAACAAGAGUCUUGUUGAAAGUCAGGUAUGAAUGAUGUGACACAGGUUCUAUGCAAAAGAAACUGAAUCUAUGAGAGUGUUUGCUGCUAUGCUGUGCUAUUUAAAGGCCCAGUAUGCAAUAUUUGAGUCCCACUAGAGAUCGUGGUUGAGCACAAAUGUCAGACCUCGUUCUAUCUAUAUAUCUCUCCUUGUUUAAAAUCAUGUUUUAGCCAAAGAAUAAGCUCGCUUCUUUUGGGGGGUAAAAUCCGGAGAGUCACCUUCAGCUGAAAGCUUUGAACUACUUUCUACUUUCUUACGACACUGCAACAUGCGAGGCUCGUUCGAGGUCACAUUCGAGUAAAACUCAUUCACCCAUUUUCAAAUACAGGGUGUCAAUAAAGUCUCUUUAGAAUUAAAAAAAAUGUAAAAUACAAUAGAAUAAAUCUGGUUAAGAUAUCUUAUCAACUGCCUGCCUUGUAAUACUUUUUUAAAAUUGUAAAGAGACUUUAUGGACGCCCUGUACAUCUGCUGGACGCCUGAUAAUGAAACACAGAGGAGUGUGGCGCCACUGUCUGUACUAUACUUUGUUUGGCUGAGUGUUGCAUACUGGUCCUUUAAAAGUAAAUAUGAGUGGAUUUGACUGGAUGGAUUACAAUGUCACAGUGACACGAUUCCUCAUACACUGAUUUGAUUCAUUCUUGUGAACGAUUGUUGCAUUGCGAUGAGUUUUCUGCUGUAUCCGUCCUCUAAACUGCACAAAUAAUGUACCUCCAAACAUUUAUGGAGAAACACAAAUCAGAAAACUGACUGGUAUUUGUUGUCGGGUUACGAAAGUGGAAGACAAAUGACCAUGGGAAGGAUUCUAAACCACAUCGGGCUGAUGGACCACUGAGGAUCAAACGGACAAUCCGACAAAGGUGAUGUCCACUGACCACAGAGUUCCGCGGCUCCAGUAGAAGCGGAAAAGACGUGAUGCUGCGUGGACUGACGAGACUCGAAAGGGCUGCCCUGACAUAGUGCCUAUCCUCAUGGAAAAAUAAGUUCCUUGCACAUUUGCCAAAGAUGAAUAAAUAUUCUGAGGCGAUGAAAAACCUUUUGCAAACUUGCAUCUAGCGUUAGUCCUCUCGACACAUGCGUUGAUUUUUUAUUUGCUGCUAACGGGCACUUUAUGGACGGUUUAGGACACCUCUUACUGUCAUUUUAGAGAAACCACAGCAGAACCCUGUUCACCUGAAGAUCAGAUCCGACCACUGUGCUGUGUUUCCUGGUCUUUCAGUAGUGUCCCUAAAUGCCACUCUUUGCUUUGUUUGCAGUUGCAUUAAUAUAGUCGGGGGAGUUUUGAACAAAUACUUUUAAUAAUAUUUGCAGAAGUGUAUCGGUGUAGUCAGUGGGGCUCAGACAAAAUGGAUGUGGUUUUGAUAUUUUUGGCUGGCUGGCUGGCUGGCAUCUGUACUUUUGUGACUUUUUUGUAAGGAUUUGGUCAUUUUGGAUCUGCUGCUGCUGCUGCUGUGAUGGACAGUAAAGUGAUGUAAUGUUAAUGGGGCUUCCUGUCUGUUCAUGGCACAUGGAGUGAGCUAACAAAAUAUGCUGUUGGAUAAUGUGUAUCAGUCGGGAUUAAGUGUUUCAAAAUAAAAUAUGUUGUGGCUGGAAAAAAAAA
Solea senegalensis (Senegalese sole) is the source of this 4427-nucleotide messenger RNA. RefSeq names its product kelch repeat and BTB domain-containing protein 11. The transcript is spliced from 2 exons. The record is from RefSeq and is a predicted model, not a curated record. Gene Ontology annotation, molecular function: protein binding. Lineage: Eukaryota; Metazoa; Chordata; Actinopteri; Pleuronectiformes; Soleidae. Bases 636 to 2444 code for a protein of 602 amino acids.